Messenger RNA from Acaulospora colombiana, 474 nucleotides. The record is from the annotation of a GenBank genome assembly. Lineage: Eukaryota; Fungi; Glomeromycota; Glomeromycetes; Diversisporales; Acaulosporaceae.
GCAGCGGAAGGAAGGACAGAGAUAAAGCUACACAAGGAACCCAAACUCUUCAAACUUAUCCAUGCGCACCUCCAAGGCUACGAUAUUCUCCCACUGUCAGACGCAUGUAUCCCGGAAUAUAUGACCAAAGAGACAGCACUCCAAAAUUUAUUGAAAGAGGCGUUGUACUACGGACUGGGAGAACUUCAAGACAUGAUCGAAGCUUUGACACAGGAACAGACUGUGGUCGAAGUCGAGGAAACACGGAAACCCCGAAGAUAUAGACUUGCUGAAUGUGACCGGCUCGGACACUGGCAGCAGGACGAAAUCUCGGAGAGCGGCUUCCAGUUCAUAUGCUCAAGAAUACUUGCGCAACCAAAUCUACGCCUUCGACUCCCUCAAGGUCUUGACCAAGAAGGGUUUAAGGUGGUAGUAGGUUGGACGGAAGGCGCAGAUGGAUAUGAUUCAUCAACUUUCGCACUACUGGAAUCAGUC